AUGGACAACUGUGCAUGCAAGUUCGUCUUGGAUGAGCAGCUGCGUAUCUUGGAGCGUGGGGGCGGGGCGAUUCGCGAGAAUCCCAAUAACAGCCUCCAUUGGUGUAUUCCACAGGAGGCGGAGAUGUGGGUGUCCGACCAGUGGUGGGAUACCAGGUACGACGCAUGUUGCUUCAUGGGUGCUCGCCGCAAGCGGCAGCGUCUCCGGCACAAUAUCUGGGAGCUGACCCAGGGCCCUGCCUUGUUGUGCCAUCAUACACAUCACCCGGCAGACUGGCAGCCUUGGGAGCACGAGGGCAAGGUUGUAUACCCGUCUGCAGUGGAGGCCGAGUACACUGCCCCGUUCGCCUUCCAUGUGGCUGUGGCAUCUAGCUGGUGGGCUUGCCGGUUGGGGUUCGCCAAGCUGCAUGUCCCGCGCGGGCCCUUCGUCCAGUGUGUGGGCCGACCGGCCCGCGUGCCCCGGCGCGUCGAGGUCUCUGCUGUUUUGCGGGAGGAUAAGACUUUGCCAGAAGAUGUGGUCUACGUUGGUCGAGGCCACCACUCUCACCGGCUUCCGGUGACGCAGUGGGCCUCGCCUUUCAUCCCUGGCCACAAUUGCGGUGCUGAUGAAUGGUUGGCUCUGUAUGUCGAGCACGUCGUGGCCAACCUCCAGACCGAUUUGCCUUGCUUGGAGGGCAAGGUGCUGGCCUGUGAUUGCCCGCUCUCGCAAGUUUGCGAAGGCGACCUUCUGGCCGGGCUCGUGUUCGACGCGGGCAAGCCAGCAGGCGCCCCACACCCGCAGGCAGCGGGUCGCCCGCGCCGCUCGGUGGGCCGGCAGAGUCGUCGGGUCCUUCUGGCAGCGUCGGCGGCGGUCGCCCUCCCGACUCCGGCGCUCCUGUCAGGUUUCCGCUUUCCGAUGAUCGAGGAUUUGGUGAACGCCCCUCCUUUCAGCGAGUACUUGCAACGGUGUCGAGCUCGUGGCGAGGAUUGGGAUGGGGCCUUGGUGCCUCAGCUGGUCAGUGGCCAGCAGCGCCAGUGGCAGCGCAUGUCUGAGGGUCAGCAAGCAGGUGCCAUGGCCCACAGGGCUGCUCUCCCGCCAGUGCUCCCGUUCGGUCUCAGCCCUACGGAGCACUUCGAGCUCGCCCACCAGGUGGCACAGUAUCCUACCCCUUUCGAACAGCCCCCGGCACUUGAUCUUGAUCUUUGCUUUGCAGCUGAGGUCUGUGCCAAGGAGCGAGGGACGCUCAAGCAAAGGCGGCGAGAGUCGCUGGGUGCUAUUCGAGAGUUGCACCGCCGAUGGCGGGGUGUUGACGUCACGCGGCAAAGGGAUAUCGGCCUUCUAGCCCUGCUCUGCUUGCUCGUGUCGUGGGGUGACCCGACAUUGCCUUCUGAUUUCCUUUUCGGCAUGGCUGCGGUUGGGACGGCACCUUGGUACGGUGUUUUCCCUGCCCAGGGGUUCCGAGAGAUUACUCGGGCGGAGGUGCUUUCGGAGGCGGCUUCCUCCAACGCCCGUGUGCGGGCGGGCCUGCGUCCGGGCCGUGAUGAUGCUUUCUUGUUGGAGCAGAGUCUGAAGGAUGCUGAGAGCGGCUUCUGCACUGCCCCUAUGCGCCACUCAGAGCUGUUGCGAGUCGUUCAAGGGCAGCCCUUUCGACUCAUCCCCCGUUGUGUCAGAACACAGAGCAGCGGUAAGCAGAGGAUCAUCGAUAAUGCCGAUGCCGGCGGCCAGUCUCUCCUCAGUUCUGAUCCUAACAAGCUGGUCCUGUCUUUGCGUCCAGCCCAGCAUGCUGCCUGUCUGCUUUCCUGUCUGGAUCCGGGCUCCCUCGCUCGGGCGGUUGCCGAGGAUGCCCUGGAGGGCGGAGGGGAGGAUUGGCCGGAG
Molecule: messenger RNA, 1854 nt
Organism: Symbiodinium sp. CCMP2456
Lineage: Eukaryota; Dinophyceae; Suessiales; Symbiodiniaceae
Source: the annotation of a GenBank genome assembly